AUGAAGACGGAGAGCGGCGCGCAGCCGGCGCCGUUCGGCGGCCGGAAGCAGAGCCUCAUCGAGGACGCGCGGCGGGAGCGCAGCAGCGGCGGGAGCGGCUCCGCGGGCUCCCCGGGGCCUCCGGGGCCACCGGGACCACCGGGACCCUCCCGGCACGGAGACGGCUUCGUGUUCGAGGAGAAGGCCGGCCGGGCCACGCUGACCCUGCUGUUCGGCCUCAGCAACGACAAGCACGCGGGCUUCUUCAAAACCGGGAAGAUAUUCGAGACGUUUGAGGCCAAACUUCUGCACAUCGAGAGCCGCCCGGGGAGGAAGUCCAAGAACAGCACGACGGACCUGGAGUUCUUCAUGAAGUGUGAGGUCCACAGCGCCGACCGGGACGUGUUCAUCAACUCCCUGAGGACGGUGGUGGACGACGUGCGCUCCAUUCCGGAGGAAAAAGUGCCCUGGUUCCCCCGGCAGCUCAAAGACCUCGACAGGUGCAACAUGGUAAUCACCAAAUUUGAUCCGGACAUGGACCAGGACCACCCAGGAUUCAGCGAUCCCGAAUACAGGAAAAGACGAGCGUUCAUCUCGGAGCUGGCCUCCACGUACAAACAGGGGGAGCCGCUGCCCACCGUGGACUACACGGCAGAAGAAGUGGCCACAUGGAGGGAGGUGUACCUGCAGCUGAGGAGAGUCUACCCCAGCCUGGCCUGCAGCCAGUUCCUGGCCGGGCUGCAGCAGCUGGAGGAGGAGUUGGGCUACGGGGGGGAGCGCAUCCCUCAGCUCAGGGAGGUGUCCGCCUUCCUGAAAGAGAGAACCGGGUUCCAGCUGCGGCCCGUGGCCGGCCUGCUGUCCGCCAGAGACUUCCUCAGCAGCCUGGCCUUCCGGGUGUUUCAGUGCACGCAGUACAUCCGCCACCCCUCGGCGCCCAUGCACUCCCCCGAGCCGGACUGCUGCCACGAGCUGCUGGGCCACGUGCCCAUGCUGGCGGACGGAGAGUUCGCCCAGUUCUCACAGGAGAUCGGCCUCUCCUCGCUCGGAGCUUCGGACGAAGACAUUGAGAAAUUGUCAACGCUCUACUGGUUCACGGUGGAGUUCGGCCUCUGCAAGCAGAACGGGGUGGUGAAGGCGUACGGCGCCGGCCUGCUGUCGUCCUACGGGGAGCUGGUUUACGCUCUGUCCAACGAGCCGCAGUACAAGCCCUUCGACCCCGAGGAGACGGCGACGCAGCCGUACCAGGACCAGACCUACCAGCCCGUCUACUUCGUCUCCGAGAGCUUCGAGGACGCCAAGACCAAACUGAGGAGGUUCUCGGCCAGCAUCAAGCGGCCCUUCGCGCUCCGAUACGACCCGUUCACCUGCAGCGUGGAGGUUCUGGACCGGCCCGGCAAGAUCCAGAAGAGCCUGAGCCACAUGAGGGAAGACCUGAAGACCCUCCACGGAGCCCUGGAGAGGUUCAGCUCCUCUUGGAGGGAGGAGGAGAAGAAUGAGGAGAUGGAGAAGGAAGAGGAGAAGAAAUAGAAAAGGAGGAGAAGAAAGAGGAGGAGAAGAAGAACACCUGGUCUGAGAUCCACUAACCCACCCCAUAGUUCUGGUCAUUUAUUUGUGUAUUAUGUAAAAAAUAAAUAAACGUCUAUUUUCAUGAA
This is a messenger RNA of Pseudoliparis swirei, 1631 nucleotides long. RefSeq names its product tyrosine hydroxylase 2 (gene th2). The record is from RefSeq and is a predicted model, not a curated record. Gene Ontology annotation, cellular component: perikaryon; cytoplasm; axon. The transcript is spliced from 12 exons. Bases 1 to 1506 code for a protein of 501 amino acids. Gene Ontology annotation, biological process: dopamine biosynthetic process from tyrosine. Lineage: Eukaryota; Metazoa; Chordata; Actinopteri; Perciformes; Liparidae. Gene Ontology annotation, molecular function: iron ion binding; tyrosine 3-monooxygenase activity.